Molecule: messenger RNA, 6590 nt
Organism: Argiope bruennichi
Lineage: Eukaryota; Metazoa; Arthropoda; Arachnida; Araneae; Araneidae
Product: neurogenic locus notch homolog protein 1-like
Exons: 52
Coding region: 73-6339 (2088 amino acids)
Biological process (GO): establishment or maintenance of epithelial cell apical/basal polarity; heterophilic cell-cell adhesion; Notch signaling pathway
Cellular component (GO): protein-containing complex; plasma membrane
Molecular function (GO): Notch binding; calcium ion binding
Source: RefSeq, a predicted model, not a curated record
GAACACUUUUCUCCCAGUUUUAAACUAGAAACUCAUCAACCAAGGAAUGGAUGUACUUUGAAGUUUUUAAAGAUGUCGAAUAAAAAAUUAGUCCUUUUAGCUUUUUUUGUGUUCUUCUCGUAUUUUGUUUACGUCGAUGCAGAUCUGAACUUACAAGAAAAUCCCACUGAUGGAAUUAGAAAAUUCCAACAACAUAUUACUGUCGACGAUUUUAUAGAUGACGAAAUCCAUUCUCUUCAAAGAGCUGAUUGCGGUUGUACGAAUGGAAAAUGUGUAGAAGAAGACGGAAAAGUAGUUUGCAAGUGUAAUCCUGGAUUUGGCAAUUACACCAGGUCCUAUUGCAAAGCUUGUGGAUGCGGGCCAGAUUCAAAUUGUAUCUGGGUAUCAACAGGGUGGAUUUCAUCUAAAAAAGUAUGUCUAUGCAAACCAGGAUAUAAAGAAGAGAAUGAAAAGUGCGUAGGUCCUUGCACUGAAAAUCCAUGCAAGAACGGAGGUACCUGCAAAGAUACAAAAAGUGGUUACGAGUGUAUAUGUACUUCCAGUUACACAGGCAAAGAUUGUACAACGAGAGCUACUCCAUGCUCGUCCAAUCCUUGCAAGAAUGGAGGGAAGUGCACAGUUUCAGGAAAGAAUUACGCUUGUAAUUGUAUAAAACCAUACAGUGGGCCAACUUGUGAAAAAAGUCCCUGCACCUCCAAUCCUUGCAAAAAUAAUGGAACAUGCGCAAUAGAUGGGCAAGGAUUCAAGUGUUCAUGCUCGGGACCUUGGAGAGGAAAAACUUGUGAACAAAGUCCUUGUGACAAGAAUCCGUGUCAGAACAAUGGAACAUGCAAUAUUGGUAAAAUAAUCUACACUUGUACGUGCAAGCCUCCAUAUAGUGGACCAAAAUGUGAAAAUGGACCUUGUGACAAGCAACCGUGUCUGAACGGAGGAACAUGCAAAGUCGGCAAAAAAGGAUACACUUGCACAUGCAAGUUACCCUAUAGUGGACCACAAUGUCAAAAUGGUCCAUGUACUUCAAAUCCAUGCCAGAACAACGGAACAUGCAAAGUGGAAGGGAGCGGUUAUCAGUGCAUUUGUGAGAAGCCAUUCAAUGGAACAAACUGUGAAAUAGGACCAUGCUCUUCAAAUCCUUGUCAAAAUAAUGGCACAUGCUCAGUGGUUGGUCUGAAAUAUAAAUGUGGAUGCAAACCUCCUUUCAGUGGCAAAAACUGUGAAACGGGCCCAUGCUCAUCAAAUCCGUGUCAAAACGGAGGGAAGUGUACUGUGGAUGGACAAAAUUUCAAAUGCGCAUGCAAAUCACCUUUCAGUGGGAAAACUUGUGAAACAGGCCCAUGCUCAUCAAAUCCGUGUCAAAACGGAGGGACGUGUACUGUGGAUGGACAAAAUUUCAAAUGCGCAUGCAAAUCACCUUUCAGUGGGAAAACUUGUGAAACAGGCCCAUGCUCAUCAAAUCCGUGUCAAAACGGAGGGACGUGUACUGUGGAUGGACAAAAUUUCAAAUGCGCAUGCAAAUCACCUUUCAGUGGGAAAACUUGUGAAACAGGCCCAUGCUCAUCAAAUCCGUGUCAAAACGGAGGGACGUGUACUGUGGAUGGACAAAAUUUCAAAUGCGCAUGCAAACCUCCUUUCAGUGGGAAAACCUGUGAAACAGGACCAUGUUCAUCAAAUCCAUGUCAGAACAAUGGAAAGUGUGAAGUAGAAAAAAUGAGUUUCAAAUGUGUUUGCUCUUCUCCAUUUUCUGGAAAGUUAUGUGAAACUGGCCCGUGCUCGUCCAAUCCUUGCCAGAAUAAUGGAAAUUGUACGGUUGAUGGACAGAGUUUCAAAUGCAAAUGUCCACAACCGUACGAAGGAAAAAAAUGUGAAAUAAGUCCUUGCUCGUCAAAUCCUUGCCAAAACAACGGGACGUGUAAUGUAACUAGUCGAGGUUUUGAAUGUGUAUGUAAGCCGCCUUAUACAGGAAAUUUAUGUCAAGAGGGACCCUGUUCGUCAAAUCCCUGUCAAAACAGCGGCGUCUGCCAAGUAGAUGGGCUAAAAUACAAAUGUCAGUGUAAACAGCCAUUCAGUGGUCUUAACUGCGAAAUCGGACCUUGCUCGUCCAAUCCAUGCUCGAAUAAGGGGAAGUGUAAAGUGGUUGGAAUGGAUUUCAAGUGUGAUUGCCCCUCUCCAUAUGAAGGAAAGCAAUGUGAAAAAGAUCCUUGUACAUCAAAUCCAUGCAUGAAUAAUGGCAGCUGUACAGUCAAAGGAAACAGUUUUAUAUGUGCGUGCAAGAAUCCUUUCUCUGGAGAUAGGUGUGAAAAGGAUCCAUGUUCAUCUAGUCCUUGUCGUCAUGGUGGUACGUGUACAAUUAAAGGGAAUUCCUUCUCCUGCGACUGUCCCGAAGAUCGCGUUGGAAACAUAUGUCAACAUGUGUGUGAUUGUAAAAAUGGAAAAUGUCGAGUAACAGCUGACGACGAAGUGCUUUGCGAAUGUCUUCCUGAAUACGGUAAAAAGUCAGACGUCUGCGAAGCUUGUGACUGUGGUACUGGAGCUAACUGCACUUGGGAAGGCGGAAUAAUUUUUGGUAUAGGAACGAAAAAGUACUGCCUGUGCCCCGAUGGUUCCAAAUUAAAAGAAAAACAUUGUGAAGAUCCAUGCAACAGCAGCCCUUGUUUACAUGAAGGAAAAUGUGAAGUCAUUGGAAAAAUUUUCAAAUGCGUGUGCAAACCACCUUACACGGGACCAACUUGCAAAGAUGAUCUUUGCACGGAGAAUCCAUGCUUGAACGGUGGAACCUGCAAGAUCAACGGAACGUCAUUCCAAUGCAACUGCAAAACUCCCUAUUCUGGAAAACUGUGUGAAAAAGACCCUUGCACAAAUAAUCCUUGUGAGAAUGGAGGCAAUUGUAGACUGGAGGGUAACUCUUUCAAAUGUAAUUGCACCAGGCCGUAUUUUGGAGAUAAAUGCGAGAAAGAUCCAUGCACUGAAAAUCCUUGUCAGAAUGGAGGCAAGUGUAGACUGGAGGGUAACUCUUUCAAGUGCAACUGCACCAAGCCAUAUUUUGGAGAUAAAUGCGAGAAAGAUCCAUGCACAAUUAAUCCUUGUGCGAAUGGCGGCAAGUGUAGACUGCUGGGCACUUCUUUCAAGUGCGAUUGCAGUAAACCAUAUUUUGGAGACAAAUGCGAGAAAGAUCCAUGCACUAAAAAUCCUUGUGAGAACGGAGGAAAGUGUAGAUUACAGGGUAACUCUUUCAAGUGCAACUGUACUAAGCCAUAUUUUGGAGAUAAAUGCGAGAAAGAUCCAUGCUCAAAUAAUCCUUGUGCGAAUGGCGGCAAGUGUAGACUGCAGAGUAACUCUUUCAAGUGUGACUGCACUAAACCAUAUUUUGGAGAUAAAUGCGAGAAAGAUCCAUGCACAAAUAACCCUUGUGCGAAUGGCGGCAAAUGUAGACUGCAAGGUAGUUCUUACAAGUGCGAUUGCAAUAAACCAUAUUUUGGAGAUAAAUGCGAGAAAGAUCCAUGCACAAACAAUCCUUGCAAGAAUGGUGGUACCUGUACUCUACAAAGAGAUUCUUUUAAAUGUAUUUGUAAAGAUCAGUUUGUUGGUGACAGAUGUGAAAAUGAACUUACUACAGCAGUUCCUACAGCCAAGAGUACCAUUCCUUCAACUCAAACAAGUCCGGCCUACUCAACAAGCGUAAAAGUUUCAACUACAUCUCCUUCAAUUUCCACAACAUAUGAACCACCAUCCAACUUCACAUUUGAUUUUAAUAAGACGACUUAUGAACCAUCCAAUUUCACACUUGAUUUUAAUGGAACAACUUAUGAACCAUCCAAUUUCACUCUUGACUUUAAUGGGACGACUUAUGAACCAUCCAAUUACACUCUUGACUUUAAUGGGACAACUUAUGAACCAUCCAAUUUCACUCUUGACUUUAAUGGGACAACUUAUGAACCAUCCAAUUUCACUCUUGACUUUAAUGGGACAACUUAUGAACCUUCCAAUUCCACACUUGACUUUAAUGGAACGACUUAUGAGCCGUCUAAUUUUACUAAUGACGUUAAUAUGACUUACGAGCCAACUCUUAUUACUAACGUGAGAAAUGCUUCAGAAACCACUCUAGUUGCUUUUACCACACCAAGUACUACUGUGACGACAAAAAAGCCAGGAGUAUGCGAUAUUAAUCCGUGCCAAAAUGGGGGAACUUGCAAGGAGGAAAACGGAAUCGCAAAGUGCGUCUGUCCUUCUCCGUACACAGGAGAGAACUGCACAGAUACUAAUUGGUGCACGGAAGGUGAAGGUAAAGAACUUUGCGAAGGAGGAGGUUGUACGUUUGACUUACAGGCCAAAUUAGGUCGCUGUACAUGUGCAGAGAAUCAGUAUUACAAUUAUGAGAGAAAACAAUGCGAAGUUGUGGAUCUGUGUCCAUUUAUGGCCAUAAAAUGCAAUGAAGCAAACAACGAAGUGUGCAAAAAUGGAGCUUGUCAAUGCAAAGAAGAUUUUAUCCUGAGUGGUAAAAAAUGCGUGCCCAAUUUCUGUGCCUUGCAUCCCUGCGGCGAAAAUGAAGAAUGUGAAGACAUUGAAAGUGAUCCAGGAUAUGUGAAAUGCAAGUGCAAGAAAGGAUAUAUUUUCAAUGGAGAAUAUUGUAUGGAAGGAAAUGUGUGCAGUAUUCCAAGCAUCUUGAAAUGUCAACAAAUGUGUGAUAUUGACACAGAAAGCUGUGCCUGUUAUCCAGGAUUCACUCUGCAACCGGACAGCAGAACUUGUGUACGUGAAAACACCACUGAACUCUGCUCUGUGAAUUGUGGCGUUGGAGACUGUGUUGAGAUAGGUGGCAACGACACAUGCCUGUGUCCCCCGACACAUGUUUUUAAUGGAUCUACCUGUGUCGAUCUAUGUACCGCAAAUCAAAUUCCAGAAGGACUGUGUCCCGGUAACGCCUGUGUGGUAGAUAAAAAAUUGGUGUUUAAAUGCAAAUGUGUCGGAAAAUAUACCUAUGAUGACACUGGAUUCACUUGCAGAAAAAAAUUUAUGUGCACUGAAGGAGCAGGCAAAGAAAUUUGUAAAAAGAGAAACGCUAUCUGCAUGGAAGAUUUUGAUCAUCCUGAUGGUUUCUUGUGUGAGUGUGGGAAAGGGUUAGGCAUGGAUACAGAUGGAACAUGUAAAAGAAAAUGUGACCUGGAUUCUCAAAAAAAAGAGUGCAGUCGAAAAGGAGCUAUUUGCGAUAUGGACGGAUAUGAAGCUCUUUGUAGAUGUCCUCCAUUAUUGACGCUCGGCCCGGAUGGUCGAUGCUCAGACUUAGUGAACGCAUCCUACAAUGGGGAACUUCUUCUUUCCCUUGAAAGAUAUUCGACAAAGAAACUGUUGUCACCUGCUUCCCAUGCCGGAACUCAAGAUGGCUCCAUCGACAUGAAUGCAAUCCGUCAGGACCUCAGAGCAUCAAUGCAUGUAUUGUAUGGAAAGAAAUAUCAGUUUGCAGACGUGUGGAAUUGCAGCAUUGUGAAUAAGAAACUGAAAUGCCUAAUAGAAUUGAGGUUCCAGUCGGAUCCACAUGAUCAGGUGAAAUUGAUAUUCGAUUCGAAUUCUUGCUUGUCCGUUGAUAAAGAUACCUGCUUCAUACCACCAAAGUUGUUGAUUGACAAGGACAGCCAGAAAACAGGUACUUUAGCAGAAACAGAUCCAUGCUUGGAAAUCAUAAGUAAAGAUUAUUGUGGACGUGACACUGAAUGCAAAAGGAAGCAGGGCCUUAGUUUUGAAUGCGCAUGCUCGGAAGGAUUAGAGUCUUUUAGCUUCUAUAAACCUUUAAGCGAUCCUAACACUCUCAUCCAUCACUGCCAAGAUAUCGACGAGUGCAAGCAGAAGACGGCCUGCCCAAACACGACCACUUGCUUCAAUGUAUACAAAAGCUACCAGUGUAUGUGCCUAAAAGGUUUUAAACCCCCGGCAGAAAAUUCUGAUCUCAAACGAAGUGGAUGCAUUGAUAUUUGUAAUCCAAAUCCUUGCAAGCAUGGAAAAUGCGAAAUAAUCGGAGAUGUUUACGGUUGCAAAUGUGAUACUGACUACACUGGAUUUGAUUGCAAUGAAGUGCUCUACAAUACAGCCGGGAAAGAAGGAAUGAAAACAGCUUUGAUAAUUUUAUCAGUUUUGGUCGUUCCAUUGAUACUACUAUCGGUGUAUAUGAUGUAUCAAUACAGAAUCCUCAAGAAAAGAUCUUUCAAAUCUAACUACUUCGAUGAUCAGAGCUCAACAAUUAAUCUUUUCCAUGAAUCAAAUACACCUAGUGCGGUCAGUCACAAAAGGCAAUCCACCCACUCUUUCCGAUCGACUCGUCUCUGCUUUCUGCCACCGAGCAACCAAUGAGGAGUCACGAGGAAUAAAAAAGACACCAACAUUCAGCUGUCGGACAUCAUUUGUGUUAAAUCAUAGAAUCAUAGGAAUUAUCCAUUCCCAUCAAUGAACAUUUCGAAGUCAUGUAAAGAGAGAACAUCUCAAAUGUUAUAUUUUUUCCUUCUGGGAAACGAUUGACUGUCAUGUUUGUUCUGUGCUGAACAAUUGUUAUAUAUCCUAGAUCAUUUUAUCAUUACACAUUUUGAAAAUAAAUUUUACAAAUG